Aphanomyces invadans is the source of this 2426-nucleotide messenger RNA. RefSeq lists its product as hypothetical. The record is from RefSeq and is a predicted model, not a curated record. The transcript has a single exon. Gene Ontology annotation, cellular component: U4/U6 x U5 tri-snRNP complex. NCBI's taxonomy places the organism in Eukaryota, Oomycota, Saprolegniomycetes, Saprolegniales, Verrucalvaceae. Gene Ontology annotation, biological process: maturation of 5S rRNA; mRNA cis splicing, via spliceosome. The coding region runs from base 62 to 2353 and encodes 763 amino acids.
GUUCCAACGAGAAAAAACGGGGGCCACUCCACUCUAAGGUCGGCCGCUUGAUCACCUCGACAUGGCGCGAAGCAGGAGUCCGGUACGACAUCGAUCCAGGAGUCCUGUGCCUAGACAUCGCUCUCGAAGUAGAAGUCCGCCCCGGCAUAGAUCUCGCAGUCGAGGCCGAUAUGACAGCCGAAAGCACGAACGAGGACGCGAUCUCGAGAAAGAUCCACGCGACGUACAUCGUCCGAAGCGGGUUCGCAAGAACACGGACGACAACGAUAGCUCCAAUAACAAGGGGAAGUCAACUCCCCCGGUCUCGACCUCUGCGAUCGAUUCGAGAAAAAGCUCGGGUGGCGUCUCGUCUGCCGCGCCGAAAGUGUCGACAACGGAGAAGAACGGUGAAAUUAGCAUGACGAUCGAAGAAACGAACAAACUCCGACUUUCGAUGGGGCUCAAGCCGCUUCGCCUUACGAAUGCGUCUAAGGAAAAGGAAGUGAAUUUGUCGAAAUCGCGAGAGGAUGUCGCGGAGGAGGUGCGGCAGAAAGCCCUGCAGGACGCGUUGGCCAAGUCGAAACAGAAGCGACAAUUCACGGAAAAGCUCAAGGGCCAAAGUCUCGGUGAGGCAUUGCGGAGUGAAGGACCAAAGUCCGCAUUGGACUGGGUGCGCCAGAGCCGCACGUCGAAAGCGCCUGCGAUCGCUCCUGCAACUUCCACAUCGGCGGCGACAACCGCCAAGUACGAUGCAGCUGACUUGAAGGGUCUGACAGUGGCUCACGACGCCCACGCGUUCGAGGAAGGGGACGAGGUCAUCUUAACGCUUAAAGAUCAGCGUGUGCUCACCGAUGACCGCAGCGGAGUCAACGACGAAAGCGAUGAAUUGGAGAACGUUGACUUGCGUGAAGCCGACAGCCGCGCCGAGCGGGAUGCGCGCAUGAAAAAAGCGACCGGACCAGUGUACAGCGGGUUCGACGACGACGAGUUCACGACGAUCUUGGGGGGGUCGAAAAAAGGCGUUCGGAAGCCCGUGCGGCUCUUGGCGCAGUACGACGAAGAAGAGGAGUUGGCCGCCCUUCGCGAAUCCAAGAAGUUUGCGCUGGGCGACGUGGGGGUCCAUCAAGUCCAACCCAAGCAUCCUGCUAAGUCCCAGCAAGUUGACGGCGAUGACGACGACGGCCCUGUAUCGAUCUCGCUUGCAUCGCAUAAGAAGCAGCACAUAGAGGAGUACUUUACGGCGUCCGAAAUGGCCGUCUUUUCAAAGAAACAGUCCAAGAAACUCCGAAAGAAGCAAAAAAUGCGUCAAAGUCAUCACGCAGACGACGACACGGAGACCACGGCAUCGCUUGUCGAGCAACUCGAAGUCGAAGCAUCGAGGAACCAGCCCGCCGAUCAUGGCAAGCGGUCGGCGGAGCCGUCGGACGUCGCAAUCGACGAAAUCACCCGCCGAAACCGGUUUGAACUCGCCCGUCAGCGCGCAAACGACAAGGUGAAAACCGUAAUGGACCGCAUGAAGCAGCAGCCCGUCGCGGUCGAAGACAUUGACGAAGAGCUCGGGGAGUCCUUGGCGCGAUCGAGACGGAUGGCGCUCGUCGUGGCUGCUGCCAAAGCCAAACAAGACACGUCGUCGUCGGAAACGUCCAACGAUUUACGCGUGCUGCAACAGAUCUCGGCGUUUAAAGAAGAAAGCGCGGUGCCUCAUGGUGGUGACGCAUCGCACGGACCGAUCCAAACGAUUGUGUUUAGCGAAGCCACGGACUUCGACGUUCGCGUCAAGAAUGCCCUCGAAGAGAGGGAAGCUGCCCGAGCGGCGUCGGCCGCGGGUGCUGUCGGCGGGGCGUCGUCGGUGCCGGCUCGACCAACAAAGACGGUGACCGUCGAGGAAGAGUUGAGUGAAGACGACAAGUCCAACGACAUUGCCAUGGAAGAGACGAAGGACGAGAGUGAGAGCGAAGAUGAAAACUCGUGGGGGGUGGAAGAGCCUCUCGUGCAGACCGGCAUGGCGGCAACGUUGGCGCUCCUUCGCAAUCGCGGCGACCUCAAAGAGACAGUCCAGGUGCGCCAGGCGGGCCGUGCGAACGACCACCGUGACAAGCACAUCGAAGACGAACUGCAAGUGAAGGACGGAGUCAAGUUGGACUACCGCGACGAGUUUGGUCGCUUGUUGACCAAGAAAGAAGCGUUCCGCCGCAUCUCGUACCGGUUCCAUGGACACACCCCCGGCAAGAAGAAACAGGAGAAGCGACUCAAGCAGAUCAAGGAAGAACUCAUGCAGCAAAAGAACCUGGGGAACGUUGUCGCGCGCAUGCAGACCCUGGACAAGCGACAGAAAGUCGCCAAGCAAGCGCAUGUGGUGCUGUCAGGGAAGUAGAGUCGUAACAUGCAUUGUACACACACGACGGUUUGUGCUCAAUGAUGGAUAUCAAGAGACUUUGCAUUCUGUA